AUGGAGCUUCCUUCUAUCCCUGUACCAAUUACCGAGUUUGUCGAAUAUGCCAACAAACACCCUCAGUCACACGCCGGUGUGGCCGAGGCAGUGAAACCAUUCAAGGCUUUCGAGACCAAGCUGCGAGAGAUCUAUGCACAACAUCCAAACCAUCCUGCUGUAAACGCCAAUCACCUGGUCUCUGUGUUCAAAAAUACUCCAGUUACUAUUCGAGCUAGGGACAUCGCCAACGAGUCCACUGCUGACAAGGACAAAUACCUGCUGCCUCUCUCAGACGAUCUUCGGCGGAAAAAUGGCUCCCUCGCCACUGUCUCAUCCCUGAAAGAGUUCAAGACAAACUUCAACCUGUUUUCUGAAUCCUCCCUUGUCGAUCUGGACUGGACAAAUGUCGUCGUUGCUGGAAGUGCCGUUGUCACUUCAUUGCUUCCAGUUGAAGCUCCCCACAACGAAUCCAAGGCGACAUACUAUCAUGAGAAGCUGGCUCCUGCUUCUGACGUUGAUCUCUUCCUGUACGGACUCGAUGAAGAGCAAGCAAUUGAAAAGAUCAAACAGAUCGAGUCCCGAAUCCGGGACAGCAUUUUGGCAGAGACCACAACUAUUCGUACCAAGAAUGCCAUCACCAUUGUUUCAGAAUACCCCACUCGACAUGUCCAAAUCGUUCUUCGUUUGUACAAGAGUAUUUCGGAGGUUCUCACUGGCUUUGACGUCGACUGUGCUUGCGUGGCCUAUGAUGGUCAACAAGUCUGGGCUUCACCACGAGCUCUAGCAGCCUUCAUGACCCAAAUGAAUACGAUCGAUCUCACAAGGAGAUCUCCAUCCUACGAAAAUCGACUGUCCAAGUAUUCCCACCGUGGUUUCGAAGUAUACUGGCCGGAAAUUGACCGCAGUCGAGUCGAUCCUACCAUCUUUGAGAGAUCCUUCUCAAGAGUUCAGGGUCUGGCCAGAUUGCUUGUUCUGGAACAGCUUCCACACCCCAAUGACAGAGACACAUAUCUGACGCAACGCCGACAGGAGAGAGGACGGCCCCCAUUGCCACGGAAUGCCAGAUUCCGUCAUCAGUUGCCUGGAAAUGUCAAAGACGCACAGCCGGAUGACGUUGCCGACUGGGUUGACGAAGAAGAAGUCUCCAAUUAUCACACUGUCAGCAUCCCGUACGGACCGAAGUAUAAUGCAAAGCGGGUGGAAAAGCUCCUCUUCACCAAGGAUUUGCUAUUGAACGCCGAGUGGAACAGACCGAAGGACAGGGAGACCAAAUUACAUCGACACCCGGCUUUUUUCGGCUCUGUGAAUGAUGUUAUCCAUGAUUGUUGUGGAUUCUGCCCGGAGCCAACCACGGACGAAGACUUUGCGGCUCUCGAAGAAGAGAGCAAACUUUAUGUCUCGGGGGGCGUGAGCUUUCUCAAAGAUGAUCCGGGACGACAAGCCAUCGGCAGCUUCCACCCCAUCACAGAUGUUGAUUGGACAGAAAUGGCGUACGUCGGCAACACGACAAGACUCUGUCAAGCAAUCGUCGAGCAAGAUCUUGAUGCUGUCAAAGAUUGGUUUUCAUCCACCGAAGGGGCCGAUGUCAACAGACGAGAUCACGCUGGUCGAACUCCUCUUCAACUAGCAGUGAUGUGUUCAACUCCCGAAAUCGUUCGGUACUUGAUUGACCACGACGCUCGCAUUGUCUCUAGAUUGUAUAACGGGAUGACUGCUUUGCACAUUGCUGCUCUUCGUGGAGAAGUGCGGAUGGUCAAAGAUCUCCUGGACAAGAGUGAAGCCAAUGAGAAGGAAGAGUCUCGCAAAGAAGAAGCAAGAAAACAUGCACGAAGAGCAAAUGCCCACAACGAAGCAGGAAGAACCGAACCGAGUGAGGCCGGGGCCAGUGACUCGUUUGACUCUGAGGAAGACUUCCAUGAUGAAGAUGACGAGGCUGACGACGUGACCGAAGGAUCCUUUGUGAGAGUGGAGAAGACCACGGAAGCAAAUGAUGUAUUGACCGAGGAUAAAGGCGGACCGGAUGUUUACGACGUUGACGUCCUCGCAUGGGAUAGUCCGCUGUCGCCUCUCCAUCUGGCCAUCCUGGCUGGACACAUUCCCAUUAUCGACGUACUCAUCGACGGAUAUGGCGCCGACGUCCUCCUUCCGGUCAAAAUUAUGGACCAAUAUAACCGAAAGAAUGCCAAAGCUGCGAUCCUGACCAUUAUACUGGCUCUCGAGCUUCCAUUGCAACAAGCAAACGAAGUCAUCAAAAAUCUCCUUGCUCAUGGCGCGACAUCUACUCAAGCCGACAUGAACCAUGUUUCGGCCCUUCAUUACGCUGUAAGCAAUGCAAAAGCUCUGAUCCUAGAGACUCUCCAGACCGCCGAUUCUGCCGCCUUCACAAAAGCUGCGAACUUCAUUGCCAUUUCAGGAUGUUGGACCAGUCCAAAUGUCGACGCACCUAUCCUGUCAGCAAUCCGAACCGGGAACACUGGCGUUGUAAAUAGUCUGGUUGCAAUGGGCGCUAAAACUCAUAUUGACUUUGAGGUAUUUGCUCGGACAUACAAGCGCAGCUUCGACACAACGUUGGAUGAUCCAACGGAAGUGAGAAAACUCUAUCAGAAACAUGUUGAGCAACCAAUCAUUGUCGCCAUGAAGAUGGAGAUGAUCGACUUGGUCAAUCAGCUUGUUGACAACGGCGAAGACGUCAACACACUGCCGAAGGAAGCUUACGCGUACCUUGAUCAUGAAUACUGGCGAGGCGAAGAUAAGUCCCUAUUGGAUCUCGUCCGAAGCAGGGUCGAGUUUCUGAAAAAGACCUUGGACACAGAAAAGGACAAGCAACUCAAAAAGCCAGAAUCUCUGGGCAAAGAUGAACAGUACCUCAAUUUUGAUCAAGGUUCGUACCAAUAUUGGACAGCAUACCAUGAUUUACGCGAUGCAAAACUUCUCCAUCGAUAUCAAACGCAACAAUACGCAGACAAACUUGCCUCUCAGAAGCCCGCCUCGGAAGAGGGUAACAAAGAACGAGAAGCUGCGGUGAAAGCUACCAUUUCCAAGUUAGUUGAACUCAGUGAAAAGCUCGUCAAGAAGGGUGCGAAGACUUUCUAUGAAUUGCACGAAGAUGUUACCAAACCAGACAACAGAAUGCGGCAAUACUACGGUGGAAAUGGGGGAUACAACACUGAGCCAUACAAAACAAAUAUAUCUUUUAUAGUCCUGGACCUAACCACGGAAAAGAAGGCCGAUUAUAUCCGGCUCUUUGAGGCUGCCUGGAAGGGUGACUCGGACACGGUGAGAUCACUUUGCUUGUCUGGAACAUGCCCUCUCCAGGUCGCUGUCACCGAUCUUCGAGGAUUCAGUCCAUUCUCGAUUGCGACUCUCCGAGGUCACUACGAUCUGGCGAAAUUGGUCGUCGAAAUUGCCACCGUUCAGUAUCAGCCUGGUGAGAAGUCAGAAAGAUACCAUUACAGUCUGCGUGCUGAACGAGGAUACGAUGAUGACAGCGAAUGCAGUGACGAUGGCGAAGGCUCCGAAAAGGGCGAUCACAUCGGUGUCCUCGCUCAGAUUAUCAAUGAAACUUUCACGGUCGAUGACGUGGCGGCUCUCGCCGACAAUGUCAAAUCGAAAGUUUCUCCCGCUACCAUGGUCUCCUGGGGUUGCCAAGUUAGUCGGGCCGUCGACGACAGUGUUGACGAACAAGAAGUCCAGCAAUGUUUGGGGGGGAUGUUCGCGCCAAGUGUUUAUGUCGCUGGCCAUUCUCAUCAAUCAUGGGCUUGGUUCAAUGCCGCCUUCGAAAACUUUUCCACAUUGAACCGCCAAUCUUUGAUUCGAUACGCUAUUUUCACAGACAAUAUGAGCCUUUUGAAAUUCCUCAUCAAGAUCCACAAGGAUCUUGAGACUCAAAAGGAAGAUGGAGACAGCUCGAGGGUAGCCCAUAUCGUCAAAGACGAUUUUGUACUCGCAUUCUACCUAGGCCGAGUUGAAAUGAUCGGCGAGAUCAUCAGGACCACUGGAUUUGGGUUCCCACUCCAAAAAAUGUUUCAGAAAUCGGGUGUCAACCUAGACGAAAAGCCAAAAUACUAUCAAGGUCUGACCGUUCACGGCAAGAAACGUCAAGACUGGGCGGAGGCGGGCAGGAAAGGGUCGCGUCCCAAGCAAGUCGAGUCUGACAUGGGGAUUCCCCUGCUGGUCGCUAUUGUCGAAGGUAACUUGGAGACCACGGAUUACUUCUUAUCUGACGCUCCUCUGCGUCGGUACAUGGAGUUUGCGGAGUCGUUCAAGAACGACAAACGCAUCCAGGGACUAGCGCACACCGAGGGCGGUAUCCAGGGCACCUUGAAUGCCUGGCUGUCUACACGAAACAGCUUUGCUCUCCAUGUCGGUGUGUUGUCACGACCUACUGAGGACGGGAGUCAGCCGACCUUCGAUUUCCUACUCGAAAAGAUGCCGCAGUCUUUGGAGGUUCGUACAGCCGACGGCAGGACUCCCCUCCAUCUCGCUUUUGAGGUGGGCAGGUAUUACGCCGCGCGGAAAUUGAUUGCGGCUGGUGCCAAUCAAGCUACCAAGGAUCACAAAGGAAGAAACAUUCUACACACCAUUCUUGAUACCAUCGAUCCCCACAAACAUGCUUUGCUUCGAUCUGUUUUGGGAAUUCUUGACCAGAAAAUCAUUCCUCCGUUGUUGCUCGAGCGAUGCGGUGGAACUGAGACUGCCGGUACGACUCCUCUGGCUCUAUUUUUGGGCCAUAUCCACUCCGCCACCGGUUGGGAGGAAAGUGUCAAGAUUGUCCUGUCCUACUCGAACGGCAAGGACCUGGAGAAAAUAAAUGGUGCAGGAGACUAUCCCCUGCAUUCUCUUAUCCGCAGAGGUCACCAACAACUGGUCAAAUUUAUUGUCGAAUACCGCCCCGGAUUGUUGUACUGGGAAAACGCGACGGGCAUGACCCCUUCUGACGUAGUGACUACCAGCUACCUACGACACCACAUCGAUCAUCCCCCAAGACUAGUCAAUACAGAUGGGUGGAGCAUUAAGAACAAGCCAGCAAUAGAAUUUGUCAAGAAAGGUCCCAUGGCCUCCAAGGCGGAGACAGAAGAUGGUGUCAAUCGAAGCAUCGAAUGGCAAAUGUAUCGUCUCAUCAACUCCCUCAUGGCCAAGCAUCCGGCAAAGAGAAAGCUGAUUGCACUGCAUGACGCGAACGAAGUCGCCAAACGCCUCGCAUUGCAGCAACAGAAGAAGAAUGAAGAAAACCGCCGUCGCGAGAGACUGGGACUGAAAGCCGCCCGUUUGAGAAGAGGACGGUGUAAUGGGCAGCCUCGAAAUGAUACUAACUCGGAACAACAAGAUGACAUCACCGAUUAUCUUCACCAUGCACAGAGAUUUACUAAGUGGGAUGAGAUGGUUUGGAGAAAAACCGAAGCUCGCGAGACUGGUAAGGAGAUUGAGGAAGAGUACAGUAUUAGCGAAAACAUCUGGGGAUGGCCGAACGACAAUCAAUUUUAUAAGAGGAAACCAGCUAAGAGGUCUGUGUUGGGUGGUGAUAUGCCGAGAAUGAAACUAUGA
Molecule: messenger RNA, 5526 nt
Organism: Rhinocladiella mackenziei CBS 650.93
Lineage: Eukaryota; Fungi; Ascomycota; Eurotiomycetes; Chaetothyriales; Herpotrichiellaceae
Exons: 2
Coding region: 1-5526 (1841 amino acids)
Molecular function (GO): protein binding
Source: RefSeq, a predicted model, not a curated record